AUGACAAGCUAUAGACCUACUAAGUGGGUUAGUUGGCUCUCCUUAGCUGAGUGGUGGUUCAAUUCUACAUAUCAUUCCAGUCUCAAGCUUACUUCCUUUCAAGCCUUAUAUGGAUACAAUCCUCAGCAGUUUGGUCUUUUUUCUCAUAAUCCAUCUUCCAAUGGGACUGUGACUAUCUUCAGAAAAGGCAAGCAAUGGGAAAACUUCAGUUCAACUCAGGAGGAAUUUGAAGUUAUCUACAAAAUUUUUGGCCCAUAUCAGAUUCUUGCAAGACUGGGAAAAGUGGCAUACAAGAUCAAGCUUCCUACUAACUGCAAGAUUCACCCAGUGUUUCAUGUUUCUCAAUUAAAGCCAAAGCUUGGAGCAGGCCUACUUACACAAACCACACUACCCUCCUUGGAUUCAAAUGGGAGCAUGAAGGUUACUCCAUUUAAGGUCCUGGCCACCAAGACUGUCAAGAAACAUCAACAAUUAGUGGAGCAGAUCUUAGUAAAUUGGACACACUCUUCUGAGGCUGAUGCUACUUGGGAGGACAAUUCUGUCAUCAAAAAGCAGUUCCCAAAGUUCAUUCUUGAGGACAAGAAUCAAAUUGAGUAG
Molecule: messenger RNA, 597 nt
Organism: Papaver somniferum (opium poppy)
Lineage: Eukaryota; Viridiplantae; Streptophyta; Magnoliopsida; Ranunculales; Papaveraceae
Exons: 2
Coding region: 1-597 (198 amino acids)
Molecular function (GO): nucleic acid binding
Source: RefSeq, a predicted model, not a curated record